AUGAUUUUCAUUUCUUUGUAUGCUAAUCAAUUAGAUAAUAAAAGUUUGAGACGACGAUGUGAUUCACUGAAUGGAAUAACUUGUGAAUGUGCUAAUCCAUUAGCAGAUUGGUCUAACGAAUGUUCGUAUCUUUUAUGGGAAUAUAAUAACAGAAAGAUAUGCUAUGUACCAGUUAUUAAAUAUUUCAAACGAACAGUAAGUUAUUCAGCAAAAAAAGAAAUGAAAAAAUAA
Molecule: messenger RNA, 231 nt
Organism: Brugia malayi
Lineage: Eukaryota; Metazoa; Nematoda; Chromadorea; Rhabditida; Onchocercidae
Exons: 2
Coding region: 1-231 (76 amino acids)
Source: RefSeq, a predicted model, not a curated record